GGGAAGCGUACAAAAGAUCAAGAUCGUUCAACAUGAGCUUGCAAAAGGAUAAGUUACAGUAUAUGUCAGGAUUUGGUAAUGAAUUUACCAGUGAAGAUCCCAGGUGUCCUGGUGCUCUGCCACAAGGACAGAAUAACCCACAGAAAUGUAGAUAUGGACUGUAUGCUGAACAAUUAUCUGGUUCUGCCUUCACUGCACCAAGGGAAAGUAAUGUCAGGAGCUGGCUUUACCGUAUCAGACCUUCCGUCAAACAUAAUCCAUUCAAAGCAAUCGACAAUGGUCUAUUUACUAAUGACUGGGACAAAGUUAAACCAAACCCAAACCAGAUGAGAUGGAAACCAUUUGAUAUAACAAAAGUAAGCCAGAAGAAAGUGGAUUUUGUUCAGGGUAUGGCCACAGUUUGUGGAGCAGGAGACACCAAAGGUAGACAUGGACUGGGCAUAUAUAUUUACACCUGUAACACAUCAAUGGAUAAUAAAUGUUUCUACAGUUCAGAUGGAGAUCUUCUGAUAGUACCACAACAAGGAGGAAUUUUGAUUACAACAGAGUUUGGAAAAAUGCAGGUUGAUCCAAAUGAAAUCUGUGUUAUUCAGCAAGGAAUAAGGUUUAGUGUUGCAGUAUCAGGAGAAACCAGAGGCUACAUGAUGGAAGUAUUUGACGGGCAUUUUACACUUCCUAAUCUAGGACCAAUAGGUGCCAAUGGGUUAGCAAAUCCUAGAGAUUUUUUGACACCUACAGCCUGCUAUGAAGACAAAGAUUGUGACUAUACAGUUGUUAGUAAAUUUCAAGGUCACCUUUUCUCAGCAAAACAGGAUCAUUCCCCAUUUGAUGUAGUAGCUUGGCAUGGAAACUAUGCACCAUAUAAAUAUAAUCUGGAUAAUUUCUGCACUAUGAAUACAGUAUCAUUUGACCAUGUGGACCCUUCAGUAUUUACAGUUUUAACAUGCCAGUCAUUAAAACCUGGGACUGCUAUAGCAGACUUUGUGAUUUUUCCUCCAAGAUGGAGUGUAGCACAGAACACAUUUAGACCACCCUAUUACCACAGAAACUGUAUGAGUGAGUUUAUGGGACUUAUACUUGGUAAAUAUGAAGCAAAGGAGGAAGGUUUUAGUCCUGGAGGUGCUACAUUACACAGUAUGAUGACUCCUCAUGGUCCAGAUGCCGAGUGUUUUGAGAGUGCUUCCAAUGCUGACUUAAAACCACAAAGAGUAGCAGAUGGAACUAUGGCUUUCAUGUUUGAGUCAUCAUUAAGUAUGGCUGUGACUGAGUGGGCAAAUAAGACCAAAGUAGACGAGAAAUAUUAUGAAUGCUGGCAGCCAUUGAAAAAACAUUUUACGAUAGCUGAAAAUGAUACCAAUGGUCCAUCCGAAGCUAAAAAGAAGAAAGCAAAGUAAACUUCAGCCGAAAUGGUUUUAUCCUAUGCAGAUUGAUAUUUUAUGAACUGUUAUUGUUGCAUCAUCACAGCUGCUAUUUGUUGAUCUCUUGUUUUUAGCUUUACUAUUUACAUUUAUAGCAUAUAUACUUGAGUGUGUAGAGAGCUCAAUAAUGUUCAGUUUGCCUCUUUUUUAGGCUGACUAUGAAACUAUUCUUCUUUGUGAAAGAGUACCAAAAGUUAUUAAAUGUACUACAUUUCAGACAAAUCCUUAGGAUGACUUAAAAAUCUAUUUUGAUUAGUUCCAUCUUUCCUAGUCAAGGGUUACGAUCCUACCCCUUCCUCUUCACCAUUGGCAGAUUAAGACAGAAUUUGUUUAUACAGCUUUAUGCCAUCUAGCUACAGACAGAGGUCAUGACCACUCCGACUAUAUCAUUCUUGACCAAUGACAUCACUUGUAAGAUCUUUUAUUUUGGAGGUGUAAAAAUGGCUGUAUCCAGUGUUUUAAAAUCUUGUGAAGCAGAAAUGGAAUAUAUACAUUGACUUUCCAAGAGGAACAUACCAAAGAACUUCAGUUUAUUAAAAACUUUAAAAUUGUCUCUAAAUGUCAUCUAUGUUUUUUGUAGUGAAGACUUGUGACACAAUUGAUUACAUCUUCUACAUUUACACAUGAUCAUGUUACAGUCACUUUAUGAUUGGAUGCAACCAGUUACAACUGCGACCCAUGAAAAUCAAUAUCUCGUGGAUCCGAAAUUGUGACUUAAUCUGCCAAGGGUGAAGAGACGGGGACAAGAUCAUAAAUUAUGGCUAGCAAAGAUGUGUUAGUCCAUUAUUCACCAAACAAAAAAGCAAGCUUCACAGAAAUGUACAAAAGUACAAAUUCAAAUAUUUCAGGUGUAACACUAUGUAUCUGUUAACAUGUUAAAUUCUCUUAAAAGUUUUUUGGAAACUGGUCAGGUGAAUCCAACUUUUAUCAGCAGCUGUUAUAACAAAUAGAACAGAGGUGACCUCUUGCAAUACCACUGGUUAGUCAAUACGUUUUUGAUAGAAAUGUUUUGUAGUAUUUUCAGUUUGCAUUAUUUAUUUCACUGAAUGAUGGAAGCAGGCAAAACUUGGUGAUUUUUCCUUCAUAACAACAUUAAAUACUCAAAAGUCCAAUUUAUAUAUUUUAUUUUUUUUGAAAAGGGUGAUUUUCUGUACUAUUUCAUAAGUUUGUUUUGGUUGUGAUUUUUCUCAACAUAUUUAUAUACAUAUAUCUAUUUUGUUCAUGUUUGAUGUUAUUUUUACUGCAUUUUACUGCAUUUAAAUAAAAUAGUUUUUAACUGAGGGCAGCUUUAUACAGUUCUGAAAUAGAAUAUGUUGAAAAAAAGUAUUUUCUCAUUUAAACAUAUCUCAUGCUCUCUCUCCCGCAAUUUUUUUUUAUUAUUAUCAGAAAAUGAUCUGGUCCAUAUUGUUGGGAGAUCAGUGUGGGUAUUUGUAUUUUUUUGCCACUUGCUUGUAAGAUAUCAUUGUCUGCUAAUACAGAUGUCCUUUUGAACUUGUAUCAAACAAUUACAUCAGAAACUUUUCUAAUUCUACUAUAAAAAUGAGUGGCCAAUAGUUAUCCUAGAAAGCAAGGUAUUUAAACAGAUAUUUAUUUUUUGUGGUUUUUUUGGGUUUUUUUUUUGUCUAACCUGUAAUGAAAGCUGCAGAAUGUGAGACAUAGGAAUGCAAAUCUGAUGGUGACAAGGGUAUAAGCUAUUCAUAUAAAGUUUUGUAUUUUAGAAGGUAGAAGGAUCAUACCUUGUUUAUAGAUGAGUUAUGUUUUCAUGGUUCAGCUAUUGCUUAAAAAACCCUUAUAGUUUAUUUGUCAUGUGAAUUUCUCUCUUAUUAUUGAAUAGGAUAAUAAUAUUUGGUAUAUAGAAUCCUUACAUGUCUACAUGUUUGUCAGACAGGGUUCACCUGUCCUUGGCCUAAUUUAUUGUAUCAGUGAUCAAGGUUAAAGUUACAUGAUAAGGUCCGUUUCUCAGAUACACCAAACAAUCAAUCAGCUAUAUUUGGUUUAUGCAAUGAUUGAAAGGUGUGCAUGUCCAUCUGGCAGGUUUCAUCUGACCUUGACCUCAUUUUCUUGGUUCAUUAGUCAAUGUUAAUUUUUGUGUUUUGGUCGGUUUCUCAGAUAUGAUAGGCAAAUGUCAACUAUAUUUGCUGUAUGGAAUAUAUCAUAAUUGUAAAUUUUAAAUGUCUGUUAGGAACGUAUCAUCUUAUCUUGACCUUAUCUUCAUGGAUCAUUGGUCAAUGUUAAGUUUUCAUGAUUUGGUCUGUUUCUCAAAUACAGGUAGAUCCAACUAGAACUAAAGAAAAUGGUGGGUGAUCAAUAAUUAUCCCAGUUAGCAAGGUAUUUAAUCAGAUAUUUAAUUUCUAUAAUAUUUUUUUUUCAUACUAUAAAACCAAUAAAGUAUUUAACAAUAAAGCAUUUGAUGUGUCUAGUAAUUAAAAGAAUAGAUUUUAAAAGUACUGUAGUAAUAUGCAGGUUGAAGAUGAGUUUCCUUUCUUUUUGGUGGAAUGCACUGCAUGUGAGAAAGAAACAAAUUUAUUCUUGAGGCAGCAUGUUUUGCUUUUAUAUUUCAGAGAACAAUUAGGUUUUUUUAGUCUUUUUUUUUUUUUAAUGUUUUGCGAAUCAGAAAAUGUUAAUACUUCAGUGUCAAUAUUUAUUAGUUCUUGUUAUAAAAUAAGAAAAUUUCAUUCCAGAGACUACUUAAUUAUAUUAGAUACAUAACAUGUAUGUAUUAAAAUGUGAAGAAUGUUAUUUGUUAUGUAUGUCUUAAGUACAAUAAACUGUAAAUGUAGA
Mytilus californianus (California mussel) is the source of this 4199-nucleotide messenger RNA. RefSeq names its product homogentisate 1,2-dioxygenase-like. The transcript is spliced from 15 exons. Gene Ontology annotation, cellular component: cytoplasm. Bases 33 to 1394 code for a protein of 453 amino acids. Gene Ontology annotation, biological process: L-phenylalanine catabolic process. Gene Ontology annotation, molecular function: homogentisate 1,2-dioxygenase activity. NCBI's taxonomy places the organism in Eukaryota, Metazoa, Mollusca, Bivalvia, Mytilida, Mytilidae. The record is from RefSeq and is a predicted model, not a curated record.